Molecule: messenger RNA, 849 nt
Organism: Malassezia restricta
Lineage: Eukaryota; Fungi; Basidiomycota; Malasseziomycetes; Malasseziales; Malasseziaceae
Exons: 1
Coding region: 1-849 (282 amino acids)
Source: RefSeq, a predicted model, not a curated record
AUGCAGGUACUUCGGGGGGCGUAUCGCCACCUGCUUCGGGCGGCGCUCCCGGCUGUGCGGCAUUCGCGCACGGCAGCUCGUAGUGUAAGGCAAUUGCUGCGCGCAGAUGCGGAGCAGGCGAUGCAUGUGCCUGCAGCGGCAUGGCAGCCGUACGCGGAGCGCACGAUGGCGCUCUUCGUCCUGACUUCGUUGAGUCGGCGACCCGUGCAUGGUCCCGAGGCCCGGGGUUCUAGCGUGUGGCGCCCAUCAAGUACGUCACGAGCCGCUACGCUCGCCAGACGCACGCUGUACCACCUCGUUUCUCUUGCGUAUCAUCAUGUGUCGCCACAUACCCUCAUGCAGCCUCGACGCGGUGGUGGAUCGAGUGCAGAUACCAUGCCCAAGGCGCCCUCGGUCCUGCAGGAUAAGGAGGCAGAUGUGCCGGAUAUCGCGCCCGUCUACCCGCAUGUGCUGCGUGUCCCGCCCAAGCCUGUGCGUGGCCCGCUGCAUCACCGCCCGCCGUACUGGGACGGUCAGCGGCCCGAGAAGCACAUGCGGGAUGCCUCUACGACGACGAACGAGCUGCAAGAGCGUCUGACCCAGCUCGGCCAAGAGUGGGAGCACCUCUCACAGUCCCUCGGCGCGGAGCACAAGCACGCUCAGGCUGUGCGGCACAAGUACAUUCACCUACGAGGCACGCUCAAAACGAUGCGGCGCGCCGCGGAGCAGCAGCGCGAGCAAGAUACCCUACGACAGUGCCCGGUAGACAUGCUGCACGAUGUCGUAAGUGCGGCAGCGGACAGCGAGACACUCUGGCUCGGCACGCCGCGGUGGACUCGAUGGCGGCGUGGCGAGUUUUUGCCGCCUUAG